Tribolium madens (black flour beetle) is the source of this 2439-nucleotide messenger RNA. RefSeq names its product ribosomal protein S6 kinase beta-2-like. Gene Ontology annotation, biological process: protein phosphorylation. Lineage: Eukaryota; Metazoa; Arthropoda; Insecta; Coleoptera; Tenebrionidae. The transcript is spliced from 7 exons. Gene Ontology annotation, molecular function: ATP binding; protein serine/threonine kinase activity. The record is from RefSeq and is a predicted model, not a curated record. Bases 232 to 1902 code for a protein of 556 amino acids.
UCACACUCGCGUCCCGUGGGGUUUUUCACCCUGUCGUCUUGGCACUCCUGCGUCCGACAUAACCCAAUAUUCUUGAGUGGUCCGUGAUUUGACUGUGGUGUUGUCUUGCUGAGUUUCGUCGCAUUUUGGUAACAUUUCCCCAAAGUGAGUGCAAAUUCGUGUGAAACUCGAUCGCCCCCAUCGCCAAGUGUUAUGUUCAGUGUGAAUCAGUGCGCGGUUUAACGACGAAACAUGGCAGGAAUAUUCGAUAUUGAGUUACACGACGGGCUGCCCCAGAGCUCCGACGACGAGGAUGAUGCCAUAGACAUUGCAGAGGAUCAAUACGACGAGCAGCCAGAUGUUUCUGACAUGGUUGACACUGCUGAUACCGAGAGGGUGCAGGUGGACGAGAAGAGUGUGAACAAGGGGAAAAAGAUCGGGAAUGAGGAUUUCCGCAUACUCAGCGUUUUGGGGAAAGGGGGCUAUGGCAAAGUGUUUCAAGUUAUCAAAGAGACAGGCAGCGAUAAGGAAAGCAUUUACGCGAUGAAAAUCUUACACAAGGCUUCCAUUGUACGAAACCAGAAAGACACUGCACACACUAAGGCUGAACGCAAUAUUUUAGAAGCUGUCAAGCAUCCUUUUAUAGUCGAAUUAAUAUACGCCUAUCAAACGAACGGGAAACUCUAUUUAAUACUAGAAUUUUUACAAGGGGGCGAACUUUUCACCAUGCUAGAGAAAGAGGGGCUCCUUUUAGAAGAAACUGCAAUUUUUUACUUAUCUGAAAUUUUACUCGCCAUAGAACAUUUGCAUUUCCUGGGGAUUGUUUACCGGGAUUUGAAGCCGGAAAACGUCCUGUUAGAUUCUAAAGGUCACGUCAAAUUGACCGAUUUCGGAUUAUGUAAGGAACAUAUCAGGGAUGGAGUCUUGACGCAUACCUUUUGCGGAACGAUUGAAUACAUGGCUCCUGAGAUUUUGACGAGAAGUGGACACGGGAAAGAAGUCGAUUGGUGGUCGUUUGGGGCUUUGGCUUACGAUAUGUUGACGGGAGCGCCACCUUUUCAAGGUGAUACUCGUAAAAAGACAAUAGAGAAGAUUCUCAGAGGUAAAUUAUUCCUUCCACCUUAUCUAACCCAAGACUCCAAAGAUUUAAUUCGCAAAUUAUUGAAACGUCAAGUCAGCGCCCGUUUGGGCACUGUCGACGGCGCAUCGGCAAUAAAAAAUCAUCCAUUUUUCAAGAACGUCAAUUGGGAUGACGUUCUCGCCAAACGAAUAACGCCACCAGUGCCCGAAAGCAUGCUAAAAAAGAAAGAAGACGACACAUCAAACUUCGAUUGCAAAUUCACCAAACAAACGCCUGUCGACUCGCCCGACGACUCGACAUUGAGCGAGAGCGCCAACGAAGUCUUCAAGGGUUUCACCUACGUGGCGCCCUCUGUCCUCGAAGACAUGUACAAAAGCAGUGUGAAAAGCCGGCCUCGACGCCAGCAAAGUCGCCUCGAGACGCGCACGCCCUCUCACAUCGUCGACCACAACUACGUCAACAAUCACGGCGAGCAAUUUCGGGUAGCUAAUACGUAUUUGAAUAAUCACGUGGCCGCCGGUCCCGCCCGUUUCGAACCGUACAACCAAUUGGAUAACCACAUCCGGGGGAUUCCCAUGAACGUGAAUAAUCACGUGAUUGCUGGCCCCGCCCCUCGGGUGGUUAAUCAUUUCGUGCCGUUUAACCCAUUGGAUAAUCACGGUGCGGUGAUGGGGGGGCCGUCGGCCGUCAUGGAUACGAGUUCGGUUAGGUUAGAUAAUUAUACGGGGGCGGGGAGGCCGCCCCCGCCGUUUCAAGUCCGAAAUGCGAAUAACGACGACAUGAUGUUUAUCGAUCGCAGGCUUUCGAUGAUGGACGUCAGUCAUGAUCUACCUCCUGUAUAGUGUGGCAUUUUUUUUAUUUCAAACGCAAUGUUUAGUUCAAUUUUGUUUAUAUAAUUUAUUUGUUGUGGUUACCAAUAGUUUAAUCGAGAGGAAAAAUGGACGUUGAGUGAUUUUAACUUAGAGAAUUAUAGUUAGAACAAUUUUUUUCUUUUUCGUUACCAUAAUUUAACCUUGCCGCGGAACAUUAUGAUGAUUCACAAGAUUUUUAUUUCUUCAUGGAGAGAUGUCGUAGGUUAAGGUUCGUUGUUUAAUGGAGUAGAUAUUUUGAAAAUGAAUCAAGUGCACUCUGAACGCACUUUAGAGUUGUAAAAAUUAAUUCUUGUCGAGUUCUUGGAAGAUAGUUUUGGUGUGGUUAAACGGUUGUGCUCUCCAAACCGGCCAUAACUGGCACUAAUGUAACUAUAUCGCGUUUGAUAACAAUUUCUCCUUUAAGCUUUGUAUUGUUUUUUAUGAUAUUUAAACAUAUUAGGUAGUGGUGGGGCUUCAAAUUACUUAGUUAAAUUUUUUUGAACAAAAAAUAAAACUAUUAUAUGACAA